Messenger RNA from Mucor mucedo, 931 nucleotides. RefSeq lists its product as uncharacterized. The coding region runs from base 212 to 739 and encodes 175 amino acids. The record is from RefSeq and is a predicted model, not a curated record. NCBI's taxonomy places the organism in Eukaryota, Fungi, Mucoromycota, Mucoromycetes, Mucorales, Mucoraceae. Gene Ontology annotation, cellular component: cytoplasm; membrane. The transcript is spliced from 5 exons.
AAAUUAAUGUUUAUUUACUUGUGAUUUCGGUAUUAGGUUUAUGAUAAUUAUGCUUAAUUAUAAGUUUUAUGCAUUUUGAAAGUGAUUUCAAAAUUUAUACGGAUCACUUGGAGAUUUUUAAGAUUAACCAAGUCAAAAAGUUAAACUUUUCAAGCUGGCUUUCUAUAUUUUUAAACGCAAACCUCUUUAUCUCCUGCACAAAAAAAAAAAGAUGUUUGCUGCUUAUCACAGAAUUCUUACCAAGAGGCCCAUACUUGUUCAAUGUGCAUCGACCGCCAUUCUUUUUGGUGCAGGCGAUGUCAUUGCUCAACAAAUUGUCGAAAAACAAGGAUGGAAGAACCACGAUGUCAACCGAACAUUACGCAUGUCUGCCUUUGGUGGAGUGUUUGCUGGUCCUGCACUCAGUACUUGGUACCGUUUCAUUGAUAAAAAAGUAACAACCACAAAUCGCUUUAAAGGUCUCGCGAUAAAGGUUGGAUUAGAUCAAUUUGUCUUUGCUCCAUUUUUCAUUGCUGCCUUCUUUACAGGUCAGGGCCUAUUUGAAGGUAAAUCCAUCAAUGAAAUCAAGAGUAAAUUGGAAAGUGGUUACACGACGGCUUUAGCAGGAAAUUACAAGCUUUGGCCUGCUGUCCAAAUUGUCAACUUCUAUUUUACACCAUUAAAUUAUCGUUUGAUGGUAACAAACGUAGUAGCUUUAGGUUGGAAUGCCUAUCUUUCAACCGUCAAUCAAAGGUCAUAGUAUAUAUAUUUUAUUAUUUGAAAUUAGCUGGCAUCUCUGCCACACCUGUUCCAUUGAUUUCUGGCACACCAAUCUUAAUAUUCUUGUAUUUCACUACACCUCUUGUCUUGACCUAAUAAAAUGCCCAACAUAUUUUAGCUUCAUCAAAUAAAAUGAUAAAUUUCAUUUACCUUUCCGCCUAAUAGUCCAACA